UGAAUGACUCUUUCCUGGCUCCUGAAAUAGUGCUGGGUGUUGCCUGCUGGUGAGAGCUGCGUGUCAGGCCACAAAAGCCCGUGCAGUUUAUUCAGGAGAGUGGAGCAGGGUGAUGUGCUGACUCGUGAGUGAGGAGGAGGCAGGACUUCACUGCCAAGUCACUCUUCCAGGCUUACCUUUACUUGCGCCUGUUUGUUCAAGAGUGUUUUCCAGCUCCGAUGACUUCCUCUAUCUCAGCCUGGAUUUGGAGCGAGAGAUUUUGGCUUCCCGAGAAUGUGUCCUGGGCGGAUCUGGAGGAGCCUCCACCUGGAGUGGAGUAUCCCAGACUGGGACACAUGCUGUAUGCGCUGCCUCUGGCUGGCGGAGUUUUACUACUGAGGCGGCUGUUUGAGAGGCUGGUGGCCAAGCCCUGUGCCCACAUACUUCAGAUUCAAGGGGGAGUGCCUCGGCGAGCUCAGCCCAAUGCUGUCCUGGAGAGGCUGUAUCAGUCCAAAACGUAUGCAGACACGAAGCAACUGGAGGGACUCACUAAGCAGCUGGACUGGGAUGAACGGAAAAUACAGAGAUGGUUUCGUGUCCGUCGGAACCAAGACAGGCCCAGCACUCAGAAAAAGUUCUCUGAAAGCAUGUGGCGAUUCACCUUUUACCUGCUGAUUUUUAUCUAUGCCAUUUGCCACCUGUGGAGGUCACCUUGGAUGUGGGACACCAGACAGUGUUGGCACAACUACCCUUUUCAGGGUCUGAGUCCUGGACAGUACAAUUACUAUGUUGCUGAGCUGGCUUUCUAUUCUUCUUUGAUGUUUUCCCAGUUCACAGACAUUAGACGUAAGGAUUUCGUCAUCAUGCUUGUCCACCACCUGGCCACCAUAUUCCUCAUCACGUUCUCCUACGCCAACAACAUGCUGAGAGCUGGUAGUUUGGUCAUGUGCGUACACGAUGCAUCAGACAUCUUCCUUGAGGCAGCCAAGCUGGCUAACUAUGCUAAGUACCAGAGGCUAUGUGACAGCUUGUUUGUGGUGUUCAGCUUAAUCUUUUUCCUCACUCGACUCAUCAUCUUUCCUUUCUGGAUUGUGUCCAGCGUUCUUUUUGAGAGCUGGGAGAUUGUCGGGCCGUAUCAGGCGUGGUGGCUGUUAAAUGGGUUGCUUCUGGUCCUGCAGACUCUUCACAUCAUCUGGUUCUACCUCAUUACUCGGAUUGCUAUCAAGGCCAUUUUCAAGGGAAAGGUGUCAAAGGAUGACCGCAGUGACCUAGAGACCAGCUCAGAGGAGGAAAAUAACUCCACUAGCAGUAAAAUACCAAAUCAGACUCCAAAACUUAAUGGAGAAAGUCAUGACCAUUGAGGUGAAGGAGGGUGUGGGGGCAGGGCCAUCUGUCCUUCAUGCGGUGCUGUCAGUAAUUUCUUACGUCUCAGUGAGACCCAGUUUUACAGUGACCUUUUGGGGGGGGAAAAGGCACUGACAUGUUCAUGUGUGGCGUAUAGACUUAGUAUUGCCUUAAAGAGUUUUUCACCUGUUGGCUCAGCAGAGCAGAGAGGAAUGUUUGUGAGUGAGAAGUGCAGCAAUUGUUCUUCUUACAAUGCUACUGUAUAUUCAUGUAAAUAGAUUUUCUUUUUGGAAUAUUUCACUGCUGUAAACCAAAUCACUGUGUCUGACAAAGAUUUCAGAUGCAUUAGAUUGGAUCUUAAUGCUUUAUCUCAUGUGCUUGUUUCCAAAUGCCAAACAUCUCAAAGGUUUCUUGAUAAAAGAUGAAUGCAUCAAA
Cololabis saira (Pacific saury) is the source of this 1758-nucleotide messenger RNA. RefSeq names its product ceramide synthase 5-like. Bases 219 to 1340 code for a protein of 373 amino acids. The record is from RefSeq and is a predicted model, not a curated record. The transcript is spliced from 10 exons. Gene Ontology annotation, molecular function: DNA binding; sphingosine N-acyltransferase activity. NCBI's taxonomy places the organism in Eukaryota, Metazoa, Chordata, Actinopteri, Beloniformes, Belonidae. Gene Ontology annotation, biological process: ceramide biosynthetic process. Gene Ontology annotation, cellular component: membrane.